Symbiodinium natans is the source of this 1482-nucleotide messenger RNA. The record is from the annotation of a GenBank genome assembly. NCBI's taxonomy places the organism in Eukaryota, Dinophyceae, Suessiales, Symbiodiniaceae.
AUGCCGGAAAUCAUCCUUAAAGUCGCUGCCUCUGGGGCAGAGAUUGCCAGGCUGAAUGCGGAACCUCUGGAGUUGGUAUCCCGGCUCCGGUCUGCAGCGGCAGCCUAUGGCGGGCCGCCCGAGCUCAGGUGCGGCUUGCGUCUGAUGUUCGGUUCGCGGGUGUUGCGCGACCACGAGACGCUGGAAGCUUCGGGCCUUGCCGGGGGUGGGUCCGUAGAUGUGGUGAAGGUGCCAUCGCUGGAGCUCUGGCGUGAGGGUAAGGUUGCCUGGAACUCCAUUAACGUACCUGUAGGUGGGCCGCUGUGCAUAGGCCUCACUGUGCGGCAACUUGCUCGCGAUCGGCUCCUGGCCUUCCCUGCCCACCCCGCCUGGCGGCAUUACCUCCCCCGUACAGAGGACGAAGCAUCUGAAGCAUCCUGUGGGAUGUUCUCCGGGUGCUUCCCCCCCGCACCUGCUGUGGAUGAGUACAGUGAUUCCAUCGGCAAGUAUGUGGUCAAGCAUUUCGAGCCGUCAGACGUGUGGCUCAUUGGCGCGUCUGAGCAAUCAGCAUCGGACGUGUUUGUCCAGACAGACAGAGGCUACAUCAGUGCAAGACGGAUCCCUUUGCCUUUGGCAGAUGCGAGUCAGGCCAUUCAUGCAUUUAAGUUUCAAGAUGAAGUUGCCACCGUGCUCUUGGCUCCGGGUCGAUCGGGUGAUGCCAUGGAGGACCUUCAAGGCCGUGGAAGUUAUAGGAACAGCAUCUCAGAGAAGCUUCGCCAGGCAACAACAGCAAGGGAAACCACGAGUCCGGGCAUUCAGCACAUGUCACAUCAUGACCUGCGAGAUGGCGUGCUGCAGAAAUUCCGCCUCCAUGGCAUAGCAGAAGAUGAUUUCUCCAAGGUGCACUUCGAGCUGGAGGGUAGCCCAAGAGAGUUUAAGUUUGCGCUGCCGGCUGUGACCCAUAUGGAGAAGGCUCAUGCUUACAAGUCUGCGAUGGAGAAGUUCGAUUGGCAGGACGGUGAGCAAUCUGGUGGCCGACUAAAGGUGGCCCAAGGAUGUGUGUCCAAUGCCUUGGAGGAUUACGCUGCCGGUCGGGAUCGCUGUGGCCAAGUUGUGGCAAGGCUUCCUGAGGGAUGGCAGUAUGGUCAGGAGGUGUACGACUUCGAAGUAUGCCAGCUCUCAGAUGGCAAGCCGAAGCAGUUAGCCAAGUGGAGGGCCCAAGGACACGUGAACGAUCAUUGCCAAUGCCUCGGGGAUCGCCUCAUGCUCUUUGCUGGCUCUCAUGCUGGAGAAGAUGCCUUCUACGAGGAAAUGCAGUUGAUCGACUGGCAGACGCAAGAAGUGAUCCGAAAAAUCCCCCUCCGCUUUACACCUCCAUAUAUCGAGACUGAGUGGGGCCGCGGGAUCCUGAACGGAAGCACGCAAACCUUCUUUGUGUCGUUUACAGAGUACGGUGCUGCUGAGGAUACUAGCACUUUCGCCUUUGCCACUCCAGAGAUGUGA